AAGUUUGGACUUUGGCUGCUGCAGUGUUUUUUUGAACAGGACUGGAGCCUGGCGCCGGCUGAUGGUGAAAUAGAUAUAAUCCCACGUGAUAGGGAGAAACCAGUCACUCUUCAGGAGGAGAGAGGGAGAGUGCAGCCAUCAGACACCCCUCUCCUCCUCCCCCCUCUGCCUGGUGCUGGGGUGAUCACUGUUUGCUGCACUCUGCCCCCCUGCUAGAUCAUCUCUAGAUCUCUGGAUCAGCCUGCAGAUUUCUGAAGGUGUGAGGUAUAAAUGCCAUUCGAGGGGAGGUCUCUACUCACUGCACGCCUGAACAUUGGAGAUGGUGGGAUUGCUCUGGAUCAGAAGGAUUGUGUCCUGCUCAGCUGGUGAGUCAACGAUCUAGGAGAACCUGCCACUGGUGGGAAGACAUCUACAGAAGGAGAGAUCUGGAAUCCAGCCUAGGGAACAAGAGAUUUUCGGAUACACUCUAAAGAAGGGAUCUUGGAUCCAACCUAGAGCUCAAGAGAUCUUGGACCCCAUCUAGAGCUCAAGAGAUAUUGGACCCAAUCUAGAGCUUAAGAUAUCUUGGACCCAGUCUAGAGUUUAAGAGAUAUUGGACCCAAUCUAGAGCUCAAGAGAUCUUGGACCCAAUCUAGAGUUUAAGAGAUCUUGGACCCAGUCUAGAGAACAAGCGAUCUGGGAUACAACCUAAAUAAGGGAUCUGAGAUCCAGUCUAGAGAUCAAGAGGAGGACCCAGGCUAUCACUGGAGGAGAUCUUGGAUCCAGGCUGCUGCUAGAGAAGAUCCUUGGAUCUGUUGCUGGAGAAAGUUGGAAGGAUGUACCAGAGUAUAGCCAUGGCUGCUGCUAACCACGGCCCCCCAUCUUAUGAAGGGGCUGGGGGCUUCAUGCACGGUGCGUCUGCCUCCUCUCCGGUCUAUGUGCCCACCACCAGGGUGUCCACCAUGAUCCCCAGCCUGCCUUACCUUCAGAGCAGCGGCCAUUCUCAGCAGGCCAGUCCGGUGUCUGGGCACAACAUGUGGGCACAAGCUGGGGCAGAGAGCUCAGCCUACAACCCAGGAACCCCUCAUCAGCCGGUGUCCCCCCGCUUUGCUUUCUCCUCCAGCCCCCCCAUCAGCACUGCCUCCUCCAGGGAGAUCUCCUACAGCAGCCCCCUGGCCAUCUCAGCCAAUGGGAGAGAUCAGUACAGCCGGGGGCUCAGUGCCACCUACAGCAGCCCCUACCCUGCCUAUGUGCCCCAGGACAUGAGUGCCGCCUGGACUGCCUCCCACUUCGACACCUCUAUGUUGCACAACCUGCAGAACAGGGCAGGACCCGGUGCCCCCCGACACCCUAAUAUAGAGUUUUUCGAUGAUUUCUCUGAGGGGAGGGAAUGUGUCAACUGUGGAGCGAUGUCCACCCCUCUGUGGAGAAGGGAUGGUACAGGCCACUAUCUGUGCAACGCCUGUGGGCUUUACCACAAGAUGAACGGAAUCAACCGCCCAUUGAUCAAGCCUCAACGAAGGCUGUCUGCCUCCCGCCGCGUUGGUCUCUCCUGUGCCAACUGUCAUACCACCACCACGACACUAUGGCGCCGCAAUGCAGAAGGGGAGCCUGUAUGCAAUGCCUGUGGACUCUAUAUGAAACUUCACGGUGUACCCAGACCGCUAGCAAUGAAAAAGGAAGGCAUACAGACAAGGAAACGUAAACCAAAGAACCUCGGCACACCUAAAACUCCCUCAGGACCAAACGGCAGCGAUAACCUCACUCCUUCCACCAGCUCCACCAACUCCACGACAGCAGAGGACCUGCGCCCCAUCAAGAUUGAACCCGGACUGUCUCCUCCAUAUGGCCACUCGAGUUCUUUAUCUCAGGCAUCUUCACUAUCUGCUCUUACAAGCCACGGACCAUCUAAUUAUUCAAUGGCAGGCCUUAAACUCUCUCCGCAGACCCACCAUUCAAUCAACACAUCUCCACAAGUCAGCUCCAAACACGACUGGAAUAACCUGGUUUUAGCGUGAGGCCGUCCAAGCAACUCUGACACUUCCUAAAGUCACUUGAACAGUGGGCUUCGCAAACAAUGACUAGUAUUUUUUUCCUAGAAAAUAAUUGUAUGCAACAACUACCACUAAGAAAAUAGAAAAUAAAAUUGCAAGCUCUCAAGAGACUUAGAAAGUUGCGAUAGAAUUUGAACUAUUAGAGUAAAAAUAAAAAUAAUUUAAUGUCUCUUCUACUAGCAAAGAACCGUUUAUAAACUGGACAGUAUUUAACGUUUACGGCUUUGGAGGUUUUACAGCUUCUGGCAAGGUGACCCAACGUCACCAAAGUCACACCAGCAAGGGAUACAAUCUUCGAUGUGAAACAAUGGAAGUGGCUGGAAGACUUUUUUUUUAGUACCUUUGCUAGUGAAAAUUUGCAAAUUAAAAUAAAAAAAUAAAAACUUUUUUUUCCCAAGAAGAAUAAAAAACUAUAUUUAAUCAAGAGGGGGGACGCUGAUCUUUGUUUCCGCUGCUGAGUGCUUUUUUCAAAAUCAUCAUCACUUGUUGAUGUGGACUUUCUCCUUAUCAACAUUCAUAUUUUGUGUUCUUUGGCAAAAAAGAAAAAAAAAUGUGGAUCUGGUUUGUAUUUUUAUGUUCUACACUUCCGAGUUGAUUGUAGACUUUUUUGUAAUGCCUUUAAAAAAAGACUAGAUUUUGGAAUGAUGUUUUGGGGGAAAGAAUUUUUUUUUCUCAAAUUGAAACCAGAUUUAGUUGUCAUGCCAGUUAUUAUUUUAGAUUAAUUAAUUGAUUGCCAUGGGAAAAAAAACAUUCUCAACUAGAAACCAGACUUACAGGUAGCUGCCAUACCAAGUUAACACUUCAAGUUAAUUUACUGAUUGUAUAUUGGAUAUUUUCACCUGUAAAUAAAAGGCAGGAAAACCAUAAAUGCCAGCUAAAUCUCAAAAUCGUUGGAAUAUAUUACAAGUUCGGAAUAUAUUGCAAGAUGUUAUUUAAGUAUGAUUGACUUUGUAAACUGUUGUAUAAAAUUAGAGUUGAACUUUUCAAUGUAUUUAAAAUAUAAAAAGAAACAUACGCUUGAUUCCAUUAUUAUGUUAUGAUGCCCAUGUCAUUGUGUUCUGACAGUUGGCUGCAGUUUAGAAAUGGCUUUUUUUUUGCCGAAGGGUUUAGCUGUAACACCAAAACUGCCACCUACACUGUCUACAGUACUACACUCCAUUUGUUGAGAUGCCUUUUUACUAUUGUGCAACAAAUAAAUAUGGAAAUAUA
This is a messenger RNA of Rana temporaria (common frog), 3242 nucleotides long. It is a transcript of the gene GATA4, whose product is annotated as GATA binding protein 4. The transcript has 6 exons. Bases 816 to 1997 code for a protein of 393 amino acids. Gene Ontology annotation, cellular component: nucleus. Gene Ontology annotation, molecular function: zinc ion binding; RNA polymerase II cis-regulatory region sequence-specific DNA binding; DNA-binding transcription factor activity, RNA polymerase II-specific. Gene Ontology annotation, biological process: cell fate commitment; positive regulation of transcription by RNA polymerase II; negative regulation of transcription by RNA polymerase II. The record is from RefSeq and is a predicted model, not a curated record. Lineage: Eukaryota; Metazoa; Chordata; Amphibia; Anura; Ranidae.